This is a messenger RNA of Colias croceus (clouded yellow), 1650 nucleotides long. RefSeq names its product cytochrome P450 6B6-like (gene CYP6AN2). The transcript has 2 exons. Bases 43 to 1572 code for a protein of 509 amino acids. Gene Ontology annotation, molecular function: oxidoreductase activity, acting on paired donors, with incorporation or reduction of molecular oxygen; heme binding; monooxygenase activity. The record is from RefSeq and is a predicted model, not a curated record. NCBI's taxonomy places the organism in Eukaryota, Metazoa, Arthropoda, Insecta, Lepidoptera, Pieridae.
UCGUGCAGUGUAGAACCAGCCUCGAGGCCGACCGGUCUAAUUAUGUUUAUAUUCGUGUUAUUGUUUUUUGCGGUUGCUUUAUUAUAUUUAACACAAAAUUAUCGAUACUGGAGUAAAAGAAACGUGAAACAUGAACCACCGUUGCCGAUAUUUGGAAAUCAUUUCAACAAUCUUUUCGGAUACAAAAGUUUAACGCAAAUAUCUGGAGAGUUGUACAACAAAUAUCCAAACGAGAAAGUGGUCGGCUACUACAGAGGUUCUGCUCCGGAAUUGAUCAUACGAGAUUUGGACAUCGCACGAGACAUCCUCAAUGUCGAUUUCAAUCACUUUUAUGUGAGAGGUAUUGGGAAAAAUCAUGAUAAAGAAACUCUAUCGAAGAGUCUGUUUCAUAUCGAAGGAGAUGCUUGGAAAUUAUUGCGUCAAAGGUUGACUCCGGCUUUCACUACAGCCAAAUUAAAGGCUAUGUUUCCUUUAAUUGUGAAUUGUGCAGAGAAACUGCACGUUGCAGGUGAUAAUGCAGUGAAAAACGGCGGAACUUGCGAUGUAAGAGAAUUGAUGGCGAGGUUUACGACCGAAUUUAUUGGAGCAUGCGGUUUCGGCAUUGAAAUGGACAGCAUUAACAACGAACAUUCCGCGUUUAGAGCUUUAGGGAAAAAAAUGUUUACGCGAUCCAUACGCAACAUUCUUGUGUUAGGUCUUUGGGAAUUGUUUCCAAAACUAGGAAGCAAAUUAUAUCUUUCGGAGAAGGAUAUAGAAGAAGCUAUAACUAAAAUUGUUGUAUCGAUAUUUGAACAGAGGAAUUAUAAACCCUCAGGCAGACACGAUUUCAUAGAUCUGCUAUUGGAGUUGUCGGAGAAAAGUAAAAUUUAUGGAGAUUCUAUUGAGAACUUCGAUGAGAACGGUGCGCCGAAACCUGCGGAGCUAGAUAUGGACAUCCGUAUUCUUGUUGCCCAAGUUUUUGUGUUCUUCGCCGCUGGCUUCGAAACAUCUUCCUCGGCCACGAGUUUCACGCUUCACCAACUUGCGUUCAAUCCAGACAUACAGGUCAAAAUUCAAAAUGAAAUCGAUCAAGUACUAUCGAAAUAUAAUAAUAAACUAUGUUAUGACGCUAUUGCAGAAAUGACCCUUCUAGAUAUGGCAUUCAAAGAGGGCAUGCGAUUGUUCCCUCCUGUGGGAGUAUUGAAUCGUGUAUGCACUAAAAGUUAUACCAUCUCACAGUUAGGAAUUACAAUAGACCCUGGUGUGAGAGUGAUCGUCCCGAUACAAGCAAUACAAAAGGACGCGAAAUACUUCGAUAGGCCCAAUGAGUUUUGGCCGGAAAGAUUCGCAACAGAAGUAAAAGAUCUCAACAAAUUCACAUAUUUACCGUUCGGUUCUGGUCCAAGGAAUUGCAUCGGUGCGCGUUUAGGCCAGAUGCAGUCCUUAGCUGGUCUUGCAGCGAUUCUUCAAAGAUUCUCCGUCGAGCCAGCAGAGAACACCACCCGGGAACUACCACCUAACCCUUGGAUGAAUGUCGUACAAGGCAUUAAGGGGGGGAUACCCCUUAAAUUGACUUUAAGAAAAAAGGAAUAGGUUUUUUCAUAAUUUUUGACGAACACGAGUUUUGCUGUUCGUUAUAUUAAUAAGGAAUAAAUGAUUUUUAUUUAUUAA